This is a messenger RNA of Jatropha curcas, 981 nucleotides long. RefSeq names its product ubiquitin-conjugating enzyme E2-17 kDa. The record is from RefSeq and is a predicted model, not a curated record. NCBI's taxonomy places the organism in Eukaryota, Viridiplantae, Streptophyta, Magnoliopsida, Malpighiales, Euphorbiaceae.
UAUUUUAGAUGCGUGCAUGGCAUGGAAGACAACAUGUAUAUAAGGAAGAUAGAGCUUGGCCUUUGAUUGACGAUUUCAAUCGCGAUAACAGUCCUUUUAUUUCUUCUUCGUGUACCAAACCCCCUAUACCGGUGAUCUUUAAUUCUUUUUGAGAUUUAAGUUAUACUUUAUAGAAUUCCUCUUUUUCUGAAUUCUUUUUGAGAUUAGAAGUGGAGUAGUGCUCUGAUUGAUCUAUUGGCGGCUGAUUAGGUUUUCGUAUGAUUUUUGAGUUGGAAUUUCAGUAUAUACUUCGAUCAUUAUGGUUGAUUAUCAGUAUAUACUUCGAUAAUUAUGGUUGAUUAUCUAUCUUGAAAGAAGUUGAUAUUUUGAAGUUAAGAGUUUUGGGAUGGCUUCAAAGCGAAUUAACAAGGAAUUGAAGGACUUGCAGAAGGACGCUCCAGCAUCCUGCAGUGCAGGUCCUGCGGGUGAUGACAUGUUCCAUUGGCAAGCAACUAUAAUGGGUCCAACAGACAGCCCAUAUGCUGGAGGUGUAUUCUUGAUAUCUAUACACUUUCCUCCUGAUUACCCAUUCAAGCCACCCAAGGUUUCUUUCAAGACAAAAGUUUAUCACCCAAACAUCAAUAGCAAUGGGAGCAUAUGCCUUGACAUUCUCAAGGAACAAUGGAGUCCUGCACUUACAGUUUCAAAGGUUUUAUUGUCAAUAUGUUCUCUGCUGACAGAUCCAAACCCAGAUGAUCCUUUAGUGCCUGAGAUUGCUCAUGUCUAUAAGACAGAUAGAGCCAAGUAUGAGACUACAGCUAGAUCAUGGACCCAGAAAUAUGCUAUGGGGUAGAAGCCAAUUUAUUUGCUUAGAUUAUAGAUUUUGGUGGUAUAAAUGGGUUUUCUUGGGUUCAUGUUUACCAUUUGUUAAGUAGCAUAUGCAAACAAAACUAUAUUUUUUUAUUUGCAGCUUAAUAAUCUAUUAGACAUUUAGGUUUCUCA